AUGAUUAGCUGUUUCUUUAUUUCAGAUAAAAUUUCUAGGCAUGAAGGCCACUGUAGUCCUACUGGUAUUCGCUCUCAACUUUAUCAAUCUGACAGAUUUUCUCAAGACCACUGCUCCACUUCACAAUCAAUAACAGGAUUUUAUCAGUGCAUUCAUUGCCCUGCUAAGCUGACAAGUGCUGCCUUUCUAAAAGCGCACAUAGAAGAAACGCACCAGAACAUAAUGCCAUUUUCUUGUUCAUUGUGUGGUAAAGGCUAUCUCAGCUCCACUGGCCUGUAUCUUCACAUGCUUUUGCAUGAAGGAAAAUCAUUUCAGUGUCCUCUGUGCCAUUGGAAGUUUACACAAAAGUGCAACUUGAAAAGACAUUUGGGCAGAGUUCAUCAUCGAAAUCAGUGUUUAACAUGUGCUCAAAUAUUUCCUUUCGGACAGGAGUAUGACCAGCAUGUUUUGCAAUGUGGAAAAUAA
This is a messenger RNA of Lymnaea stagnalis (great pond snail), 465 nucleotides long. NCBI's taxonomy places the organism in Eukaryota, Metazoa, Mollusca, Gastropoda, Lymnaeidae. The record is from the annotation of a GenBank genome assembly.